Trematosphaeria pertusa is the source of this 1431-nucleotide messenger RNA. RefSeq names its product Glucooligosaccharide oxidase. The coding region runs from base 1 to 1431 and encodes 476 amino acids. The transcript has 2 exons. The record is from RefSeq and is a predicted model, not a curated record. Lineage: Eukaryota; Fungi; Ascomycota; Dothideomycetes; Pleosporales; Trematosphaeriaceae. Gene Ontology annotation, molecular function: oxidoreductase activity; FAD binding.
AUGGGGAAUACAUCGAGUACAGCGGUGCAGAAAUGCCUGUUAGCUGCCCUGGGAGGUAACAAUGCAUUAUUAGCCUCCAAUGCGACCGUUGGCUAUCAGAUCUCGCACGUCAAGCCCUACAAUCUUGAUAUACCAGUCGCGCCUGCAGCUGUCACUUAUCCCAAGUCUACCGAACAGGUCGCUGCGAUCGUUAAAUGCGCCGCCGACAACAAUCUCAAAGUCCAACCGCGCUGUGGUGGUCAUUCGUAUGCAAACUACGGUAUUGGCGGACAAAAUGACGCUAUCAUCGUUGACCUCGAGAACUUCCAGCAGUUCUCCAUGGACACGAAUACCUGGCAAGCAACAAUUGGCGGAGGGACCCUGCUGGGCGACGUCACCAAACGGCUUCACGACAAUGGAAAGCGCGCGAUGGCACACGGCACGUGUCCACAAGUCGGUAUUGGCGGUCAUGCAACCAUUGGCGGCCUGGGCCCGACAUCUCGAAUGUGGGGAGCGGCAUUGGAUCAUGUCGAAGAAGUCCAGGUCGUGCUUGCAAAUUCAUCGAUCGUUCGGGCAUCUGAGCAGCAGAACUCCGACGUCUUCUGGGCCCUGAAAGGAGCAGGAGCAAGCUUCGGCAUCAUCACCGAGUUCAAAGUGCGCACCGAGGCUGAACCGGGCGAAUCAGUCCUCUACUCGUACGGCAUCCAGGCCGGGAGCGCGAAGGACAAGGCGAAUGCCUUCAAGAAAUGGCAAGCAUUAAUUGCAGAUCCAAAUCUGUCGCGGAAGUUCGCCAGCCAGUUCAUCCUAACGGAGCUUGGUGUCAUCGUCUCCGGAACCUACUUCGGUCCAAAGGCCGAAUUCGACAGCCUCAACAUCUCCAGCCGCCUCCCUAACAAGGACGAGUCGGUGGUAGUACUCAAAGACUGGCUUGGCGUCGUAGGCCACUGGGCGGAGGACGUCGCGCUCGAGCUCGCAGGUGGCAUCCAGAGCAACUUCUACGCCAAGUCACUCGCCUACACGAAAGACGACAUUCUCCCCGACGCCGCGGUCGACAAACUCUUCCAAUUCAUCGACUCAACGGACAAAGGCACACCGGUCUGGUUCCUGAUCUGGGACCUGGAAGGCGGGAAAAUAAACGACUACGCGCCGGACGCGACGGCGUACGGACACCGCGACGCGCUGUUCUACCACCAAGCAUAUGCCGUCAACCUCUUUGGCAGGGUGGACAGCAAAAUCAGGAACUUCCUGACGGGCCUGAGCAAGGUCAUCACGGAUGCACUGCCCGGCCAUCAUCUUGGGGCGUAUGCUGGUUAUGUGGAUCCAGCGCUGGGUGCGAACGGUCCGUCGGAGUACUGGGGAAGCAAUCUGCCGAGGCUGCAGCAGAUCAAGGCGGCUGUGGAUCCGAAGGACAUCUUUCAUAAUCCGCAGAGCGUCAAGCCAGUGGCGGCGUAG